AUGGGUUGUCGCGGUAGCAAGGAGAAGAACCCGAACGAAGAUUUUAGUGCCCGCCGUGGACCAUCGGCCACCGUCGGAGGUGGAGGUGGAGGUGGUAGUAGUAAUACGCACUAUCACAGUGUUCAAUCAUCUUCUAGUCAUGUUCAGACUUCAGUACCACCAAAACCUAAUUCACACUCACAAGCUUCUUCAACAGUGAUAACAACAACAACAUCAUCAAAUCCAAAACCCUCCGUCACACCUCAGAAUGUGAAAACUGUGCAGAAAACAGAUACAGCUAUAUUAGGUAAACCUUAUGAAGAUAUUAAGAAGUUCUAUAGUUUAGGUAAAGAAUUAGGGCGAGGUCAAUUUGGGAUUACGUAUUUCUGCACUGAGAAUUCCACUGGUUUGAAUUAUGCUUGUAAAUCUAUAUUGAAAAGGAAGCUUGUGAGUAAAGCUGAUAGAGAAGAUAUUAAGAGAGAGAUUCAGAUUUUGCAGCAUUUAUCUGGUCAACCUAAUAUUGUUGAAUUUAAAGGUGCUUAUGAGGAUAGGUUUUCUGUGCAUCUUGUCAUGGAGCUUUGUGCUGGUGGAGAGUUGUUUGAUAGGAUUAUUGCUCAAGGUCAUUAUUCAGAGAGAGCUGCUGCAUCUCUUUGUAGGUCUAUUGUUAAUGUUGUGCACAUUUGUCAUUUUAUGGGUGUUUUGCAUCGUGAUUUGAAGCCGGAGAAUUUCUUGCUGUCUAGUAAGGAUGAAGGUUCCGCGCUCAAGGCUACUGAUUUUGGACUUUCCGUUUUCAUUGAAGAAGGUAAGGUUUACCGUGAUAUAGUAGGCAGUGCUUACUAUGUUGCUCCUGAGGUACUGCGUCGUAAUUAUGGGAAGGAAAUAGACAUUUGGAGUGCAGGCAUUAUAUUGUAUAUUCUCCUUAGUGGUGUACCACCUUUUUGGGCUGAAACUGAAAAGGGAAUAUUUAAUGCCAUAUUGGAAGGUGAACUUGAUUUUGUUAGUGAACCAUGGCCAUCAAUAUCAGACAGUGCUAAAGAUCUAGUCAGGAAGAUGCUGAAUCCGGAUCCAAAGAAGAGAAUUACUUCUACACAAGUCCUUGAACAUCCAUGGAUGAGAGAAGGUGGAGAAGCAUCUGAUAAACCGAUUGAUAGUGCUGUUUUAUCCAGAAUGAAACAAUUCAGAGCAAUGAAUAAGUUCAAGAAACUUGCAUUGAAGGUUAUGGCUGAAAAUCUAUCAGAAGAAGAGAUUAAAGGUCUCAAGGCAAUGUUUGCAAACAUGGACACUGAUGGUAGUGGCACCAUCACCUAUGAAGAAUUGAAGACAGGCUUGGCUCGAAUUGGAUCAAGACUCUCCGAGACUGAAGUGAAGCAACUUAUGGAAGCUGCUGAUGUUGAUGGAAAUGGGUCGAUUGACUAUCUUGAAUUCAUAUCGGCCACAAUGCAUAGGCACAGACUUGAACGAGAUGAGCAUCUUUACAAAGCAUUUCAGUAUUUUGAUAAGGACAAUAGUGGGCAUAUUACUAGAGAAGAAUUAGAGACUGCCAUGACAAAGCAUGGAAUAGCUGAUGAAGCAACAAUAAAGGAUAUAAUUUCUGAGGUGGAUACAGAUAAUGAUGGGAGAAUAAACUAUGAGGAAUUCUGUGCAAUGAUGAGAAGUGGAAUGCCACAACCGAACCAUGGACCACUAUUUUAA
Molecule: messenger RNA, 1671 nt
Organism: Lathyrus sativus (Indian pea)
Lineage: Eukaryota; Viridiplantae; Streptophyta; Magnoliopsida; Fabales; Fabaceae
Source: the annotation of a GenBank genome assembly